AUGGAGAGUGCCGUGGAAUGGUCAGGUAAAAAGACGACGGCAGAAGAGGCCAGCAAGUCAAGUGAAGCUAGUAGAAGUCCUACCGAGGGUACGACAAAAAGCAAAGAGGGCUCUAGGAAGGACGAGUCUAGAGGCAGCACUGAGGGGAAAAACCUCAGCGGAAGCGCCGAGAAGAAGGAUUCUGAAGACGAUGAAAAAUCGGAUGAACAAAGGUCGCGUUCUGAAGAGGAAGCCAUGUUCAACAAAUUGGAACCAUUCAAUGCUGAACCAUUAAAGCCAGUCACGCAAAGUGCCGGUCAGAAAAAAGCGGCUUCUGAAGAUGAGCUCAAAAGACCUAAAGAAAAAGUCAGAGAAUCUAAGGGAAGAACCGAGGAAAGGCGAAGAGAGGAGGGGGAGUGCCGCAGUGAAGGGAUUUCAAGAGAAGUCCGACGAAAAGGCUUUCUAGGAAGAAGCAGUGUAUAA
Messenger RNA from Ostertagia ostertagi, 462 nucleotides. Lineage: Eukaryota; Metazoa; Nematoda; Chromadorea; Rhabditida; Trichostrongylidae. The record is from the annotation of a GenBank genome assembly.